AUGGCAGAAGAGACGAUCGUUGCCGCUCCUGGACCUUUGGCGCGUCAGGCGCCGUCAGCUGAAAUGCAAAGUCCACGUGAUGACUUAGAUCCAAAAUCCUCCACCGCUGGUCCAGAAGCUACAUUACUUCCCUUCCCUGGCGAGUCAGCCGUUUAG
Molecule: messenger RNA, 156 nt
Organism: Letharia columbiana
Lineage: Eukaryota; Fungi; Ascomycota; Lecanoromycetes; Lecanorales; Parmeliaceae
Exons: 1
Coding region: 1-156 (51 amino acids)
Source: RefSeq, a predicted model, not a curated record